Ziziphus jujuba (common jujube) is the source of this 1110-nucleotide messenger RNA. RefSeq lists its product as uncharacterized. The coding region runs from base 505 to 879 and encodes 124 amino acids. The transcript has a single exon. NCBI's taxonomy places the organism in Eukaryota, Viridiplantae, Streptophyta, Magnoliopsida, Rosales, Rhamnaceae. The record is from RefSeq and is a predicted model, not a curated record.
AAGCAAAAACAAAAAAACUUGAUUAAUCUUUAGCUACAAAAUGAAAAACUUUUUUUCCUUUAAGAUAACCAUAAAAAUAAAACGUAUCCCAAAAUAAUUAUCUAGAAUAUUAGAAGGCUAUUAGCAAACCCAAAAAAAAGGACUACCUUCCUUUUUGUGUUAAUAUUCAGUAAAUGACCGUUCCUUGUUUAACUGUCAUUCAAAAAUAAUUUCCCUUUUCUUUUUUUUUUUUGACCAUUUACUUCAGUAACUGACCCUCCCCUAUUUUUAGGAACCCAAAGAAAAAGUCCUAAUUUCACCACCAAUUUAGUCCAUUCUCUUUCUACUCUCAUAACUUUCUAAAACGUUUUCAUGCACACCCAAUAAAACCCAAUACCACGCUCAUAUCAAAUAUUUAUUUUUAUAUAUUGUGGCUCUGUUUGAGACAGAAUUAAAGUUGAUUAAUUUGAAGAAGUUUUUUGGAGAAAGGUUUUGUAUUAUACAAUUCAGACAAACAUAUUAUUAAUGGAGAUGAUCAACGGGCAAAAAGAAGCCAAAGGAUGGAAACCUCCUACCAGGCUACAGAAGAAAGCCCCAGCAAGUCUCAAGCUUGAUCAAGUUCCCACCUCUGCUGCCAAUGAUUCCUUCAAUGAAACUUCAAAGGCCAUUCCUUUGCUAUCCCCGCUUGUUCUGUCGCCACAACCAUUGCCUGAGAUGCUGGAGAAAAGGAGGUUUGGAUGUGCAGCAGACCAACAUGAUGUUGAAGACAAGAGAUCAGAAGCAGUGCCUUUACCUGCAGAUGGUUGGCAACACCCGGCUGUGCCAACAACAUUCACAGAUCCUUCAUCUUUGUUUGCUUUCUUUCAGUCACAGUGCGUAAUCGUCAACCCGGCACAGUGAGAUGGAAACUCAAUUAAAGACUAGUUCUUCGACUCUACAAUUGGGUGUCAAAAUUUUCCAACUUUUUUUUUUCUUUUUCUUUUUUAUUUCUUCAGAGUUGGGAUAUGUUGUCCGUCCUAGAAUGACAAUGUAAAUGGUUUUGGGAGUCAUAGUUGAUGUGAUAUAUAAAUAUGUUGUAAAGGGUGAGGCUUGUUUGCAUUUUCCUGUGUUAUACGAAACAUUUUCUUUGAA